This is a messenger RNA of Colius striatus (speckled mousebird), 2038 nucleotides long. It is a transcript of the gene ADIPOR1, whose product is annotated as adiponectin receptor 1. Gene Ontology annotation, cellular component: plasma membrane. Gene Ontology annotation, molecular function: signaling receptor activity. NCBI's taxonomy places the organism in Eukaryota, Metazoa, Chordata, Aves, Coliiformes, Coliidae. Gene Ontology annotation, biological process: adiponectin-activated signaling pathway. The transcript has 7 exons. Bases 204 to 1373 code for a protein of 389 amino acids. The record is from RefSeq and is a predicted model, not a curated record.
GCGGCCGGUUCCCGUUCCGCCGCGUCCGUUCCGGUGCCGCCGCCCCGCGCGGGAUGUAGCGGCCGGUGCUGCGCGGCCCUUCGCACCCCGCGCCCGCAUCCCCGCCGCUCGCUGCUCCCUCGCUCCGUCCGUCCCCACCCCCCCCAGCGCGGCGGCAGCGGAAGGACGCGGACGGAGCCGCGGUCGCCGCCGGUACCGACCCCAUGGCGUCCCGCAAAGCCGCCGCCGCCGGGCAGGGCACCGGGUUGGCGGCCGCGGGCCGGGAGCGGGCGCAGCUGGAGCUGGCGGAGCUGGGGCCGCUGCUGGAGGAGAAGGGCGACCGGGGCCCCGCCGGCUCGGCCGCGGGCAGGAGUGAUUCCCCCUGGGCCUUUCUGCCCCUGCAGGCCGAGGAGCCGCCGUGCCCGGCAGCCCGGGAGGAGGAGGAGGAGGAGGUGGUGCGAGUGCUGACCCUGCCCCUGCAGGCACAUCACGCCAUGGAGAAGAUGGAAGAGUUUGUGUAUAAGGUGUGGGAGGGGCGCUGGCGUGUGAUCCCCUACGACGUGCUGCCCGACUGGCUGAAGGACAACGAUUACCUGCUGCACGGGCACAGGCCCCCCAUGCCCUCCUUCAGAGCCUGCUUCAGGAGCAUCUUCCGCAUCCACACCGAGACCGGCAACAUCUGGACACACCUCCUGGGUUUCGUUUUGUUCCUGUGCCUGGGGAUUCUGACCAUGCUGCGGCCCAACAUGUAUUUCAUGGCUCCUCUCCAGGAGAAGGUGGUGUUUGGGAUGUUCUUCCUGGGAGCAGUGCUGUGCCUCAGCUUCUCUUGGCUUUUCCACACUGUCUACUGUCACUCGGAGAAGGUCUCACGGACUUUUUCAAAGUUGGAUUAUUCAGGAAUUGCACUGCUGAUCAUGGGCAGCUUUGUCCCAUGGCUCUACUAUUCGUUCUACUGCUCCCCACAGCCAAGACUCAUCUACCUCUCCAUCGUCUGUGUCUUGGGCAUCUCUGCCAUCAUCGUUGCUCAGUGGGAUCGCUUUGCCACCCCCAAGCACAGGCAGACAAGAGCAGGCGUCUUCCUGGGGCUGGGGCUGAGCGGGGUGGUGCCCACCAUGCACUUCACCAUCGCCGAGGGCUUCGUCAAAGCCACCACGGUGGGGCAGAUGGGUUGGUUCUUCCUGAUGGCCGUGAUGUACAUCACAGGCGCAGGGCUCUACGCCGCGCGCAUCCCCGAGCGCUUCUUCCCGGGCAAGUUCGAUAUCUGGUUCCAGUCACAUCAGAUCUUCCACGUGCUGGUGGUGGCCGCAGCCUUCGUGCACUUCUACGGGGUGUCGAACCUGCAGGAGUUCCGCUACGGCCUGGAAGGGGGCUGCACGGACGACUCUCUCCUCUGAGAGCCCCCCCUUUUAGUACAAGCUUCCUAAGUGCUUUUUAAACUCUUGUUCUUUGCUAAAAUCAAAAGGAGGACUCAAAACUCUUUGGGCUUGUUGGUUGUCCUUGGGGUGGGUGUUUUUUUUUUAAGGAAAACAAACGGAAAAGGAACAAUCUCUUCAUCGACCAAAAUCCUCCCCUCACCCCUUCCCCCGGCGCUGGGGGGGCCCAGCAGCCCCUCACCCCCUCCAGGAAGGGGCAGCCAGUUCCCCCCAGGCAUGCCCAGUUCCAGAAGUGAGGGGUGUGGGUCCCUCCCCUGUCCUGGCACAGCCCAGCAGCCUCCGGCACCCGCAGGCACUCCCGGUGCCAGGGCCGGGCUGGGGGCAGCUCUGCUGCUGCUGCCCCAGGGCACAGGCACACCUUGAUGUAAUUUAAGUUUUAAUUGUCUGGUUGGUUGGUUGAUUGUUUUGUUUGUUUGGUUUUGUUUUUUUCCUUGACAAAGUAAUGUAAACCUAAAGGAGAGACUAUUUAAUAUUUAAUACUAAGCUUUAAGAAGCCUCGCUGCCAGCGCAGUGGCCUCGGCUCCUCCCUGGCUCUGGGGGGGAGGGAAGGACAGGGAGGGGCAGAGGGGAAUGUUAGAGCUGCUGUAGCUGAUUGAAAUAAAAAGGUCAAUAGUUCAGUGUCCUGC